Coccinella septempunctata (seven-spotted ladybird) is the source of this 1501-nucleotide messenger RNA. RefSeq names its product poly [ADP-ribose] polymerase tankyrase-1-like. Gene Ontology annotation, molecular function: protein binding. The record is from RefSeq and is a predicted model, not a curated record. The transcript has 2 exons. NCBI's taxonomy places the organism in Eukaryota, Metazoa, Arthropoda, Insecta, Coleoptera, Coccinellidae. The coding region runs from base 254 to 1381 and encodes 375 amino acids.
CGGAACACAGUGAAAAUUACCAUCUGAAUUUCGUCGAUUUUUCUAAAUUCCGAUUCCGUUUUUUUCUUAAAUAGUGCUUUCAAAGAUAGUGCUCUCAAAAGGACUUCGAAAGAUAGCAGGAAGUGCCAGAUCCCCAUUUUCUGGUGUUCAUCCCAACAAGAAAACCCUACUUCAUAUUCAAGAAAGAGAGAGAAAACACCGUAGGCUUUACCUAGCUUUCAGAGCUUCAAUCUCUGCUGGAAAUGAGCGUGCAAUGAGAAAGUUUCUGGAAAUGGGAGCUAGUGUGCAUGGUAUCGACAAAAGGGGCUAUACUUGUCUUCACCAAGCAGUAUUAUGUGGAAAAUACACAUUGAUAAAACACCUGGUAGAGUACGGCGCUAAUGUAGAGCAAAACAGCUUUUUUCCCAUGCACAAGCCAAUUCAUUUGUGUGCUCGGGUGGAUUAUGAAGAAGACUGCUUAAAGGAACUCUUGAAAUGUGGUGCGCAACCAAAUGCCGUUGACUUCUUGAAAAAUACUCUGCUACAUGUAGUACUGAUGUACGCGCCCUAUAAGCGGCGUUAUAUUCAGAAACUUGUAACGAAGUACGGAAUGGAUCCAAAGGCGACGAAUAUAAGGGGAGACAACGCUCUCCACAUUAUAGUAGGUGCUGCAGCAUGCACCCCGAGGGAUAUCUUGUUUCUGGCGAAGAUAUUCAUGAAACGAGGGGUUGAUAUCAACAGUGUGAACAUAUUUGGUGAGACACCUUUACACGUAGCUUCCCGAAAUGGACAUCCGUCUGUAGUCGAUUUUUUACUUCGCGAAGGUGCUGCAAUGGGCAUAAGGAGCAACACUGGAUGGACGGCAUUUGAACUAUUGGUUGCUGAAGAUUAUCGGAUGAUGGACCCAAUCGUUAUCUUCCUCAAGCACUUCGCACUUAAAAAACGUUGUGGGGAAACUCUUGAAGACAGUGUUUCUCAAAUCAUCACAUCCGAUGUGAAGUUCCAAAAAAUAUAUAGGAAAUUCGAAAACGAUUUGAACCGUCUCCAAUCCACGCAGAUAGUCGAAACACAUCGGGUUACAGUCCAUGAUAUUCUAUGCUGCAAGAAAAGUGAGGUCGUCAUUUAUCUGAGAAGUGCUUGUGUUAGGGACAAUAUUGUAGCAAACAAGGAUUCCACCUUUUUCUGGAGAGAAAUAAGACAUAGAUUCUCGAAGAUAAUGAAAAUUAUUAGACUUGAGGAGGAAUCCUGUAGAUUGAUACAUCAAAUUUCCUAUGGUAGACUUCCGUAUCCAUGUCUUGAGCACAUAUCGAAAUAUUUGUCCGAAAGAGAUGUUAAAGUAUUGUCCUCAUCAUUAAGGACAAAGAAUCGCAAUCGAAGGAUGUUCAAAAAAAAAUAUUUUUGAAAGCUGAAAAAUAAGAAUUAUUUAGAUGCAUAUGAUAUGAGGUGUUACGAUCUGAAUCGAACUAGCCAAUUUGUCAUCGCCAGGACCACGAAAAGGAGAAGGUUCAACCGAAGAAGAGUA